UAUUUCUAAUUAAGUGUAAAAUACUUAUUUAUAUUGAUUAUUAAAAUCACUGACGAUUUAAAAAUUGGAUCAUUCAACAUUAGUAAUAGAAUAAGGAUAUAAUUAUAUUUGAAAAUAUAUCAAAGAUAUAUUAUUACCUAAGUGAGUCAGGUAUUAUAAAAAAUGAAUAUUGCUUCGAUAUCCGAGUACUUGGAGACUUACGAAGGACGGGACAAAUUUCUUAGAACACUUUCUUAUGCAGCUAAAUUAGCAUCAGGAUUUUCAUCGUCCCAUGAUACGGCAAUUAAAUUUAAAAAAUUUGGAAGUAAGAUGAGUGGAGCAAGAGUAAUUUUAAGACUACUGGAUGAUAUUCCAAAUAUACAUCGAGUUAAAACUUAUACUUUGAGGCAAAAGCAUAGCGAUUGGAUUAUUAGAUUCAUUGAAGUGUUUAAAAUAGCUCUUGAUCUUUUCUAUAGUCCUAUAGAGCAUAUUUAUUGGGCCGGGGAAAAUAAACUUAUACAAAUAAAUGUUGUUAAAUGGAAUAGAAUUUCAGUUUGGUUCUGGAUAUUUUCUCUAUAUCUUGCACUAAUAAAAUCUUUACGCAGAUACAAACUGCUUAAAAAACAAGAAUUACUUUUUAGUAAAGUGGAGUUAAAUCCAAGAUUCGAUAAGUCGAAACUGAAGGAUCAGCAGAGCAGCGAAAUGCUCAUCUGUUUACGAUUAUUACUAGAUUUGAGUUAUGCGAUAAAUUAUUUGCCAUCUGGUACUCUGUGGGGAGGUAAAUUUUCAGAUUGGCAAGUUGGUGCUCUUGGUACCAUUUCAUCAUUAAUUGGCAUUUAUCAAGCACUUUCUAAGAUAAUUACACAAAAAGCAAGUUGAUUAAUUUUAAAUGAUCGAAAGUAGAACUUAAUGUAAAGUAUAGUUACGGAAAGGUGUUUAUAAUGAAAAUUAUUUAUUAUU
Ceratosolen solmsi marchali is the source of this 939-nucleotide messenger RNA. It is a transcript of the gene Pex11c, whose product is annotated as peroxisomal biogenesis factor 11c. Gene Ontology annotation, cellular component: peroxisomal membrane. The record is from RefSeq and is a predicted model, not a curated record. The transcript is spliced from 4 exons. NCBI's taxonomy places the organism in Eukaryota, Metazoa, Arthropoda, Insecta, Hymenoptera, Agaonidae. Gene Ontology annotation, biological process: peroxisome fission. The coding region runs from base 163 to 858 and encodes 231 amino acids.